UCUAACGUCCAAACGUUACACAAUCGUUAAUCCUAAUUAACCAUAUACAAAAGGCCACACCUUCUUCUGCUUAUUCCACUAUCUUCUUCUUCUUCUUCUUCUUCUGAGCUUUCUCCUGCAACAAAAUACUGGAACCUUCACAUUUCCAACAAUUUUUCCACCCUCUUCUUCCUUUCCAUUUUGCAAUUCUAAUUCAUUUCUCUAACUACUAUUUCUGGCUUUAACUUUUCAGAUUCAGAUGGAACCAGACAACAUUGACUGGGACAACAUCGAUUCUACGUUCGCCCUAGAUGACACGUACGAGAACUUUGACGCGCCUAUGUGGGUCGAUCUCUCUGCUUUUGAUGACUCUCUCGUUGAUGAUGAAGCCUGGUUCUGCACUCGCGAUUGCAAGCAUCCCAAAACCGCUGAAGAUUUUCUUAAACGCAGUUCCAAGGUUAAGCAUUCAAGAUUUGCAUCCUUUUCUGAAAUUCUCCCCUUCAGAGACAGACACCGAAGGGGAAAGUCUUCAUUUGUGGAAAGUGCUAAAGCAAAGUAUAGUGAAAGAUCUAGAAGACCAAGCUGUUCUGGAAAGCUUGAUGAAGACAGUGAGAAUAGGAAUCCAAACUUUACAGCUCCGCUACCCAGUGGAAGUAGGAGCAGCAAGUUAAAGAAGCCAUUGAUGAAGACGAAUGAUGCAAAUCCAAAUCCAAAACAGGUGAAUACUGUUCCAGAGGAGUGUCCUGUGAAAAGUCACCGAAAAAAUCAACUGAAGAGUACUUUCUCUGCACAAAAUUUGUUGGGUGGCCGAGAGAUUCUUAGUCAGAUCAGUGGGUUCUGCUCUGAAUUGAAGAGGCUGGCAAGAGGGGGGAAGAAAGGGACAACUGAGAAAGGUGGAAGUUCAAGUGGUGAGGUGUCAGAAGAGGUGAAGGAAAGUGUGGUACAAAAGGAAAGGGUACCUCUGUUUGUGGUCAACAACUCUUAAUAUUGAAGAUCAAGUAUUGAAGAUCAAGUAACCAAGCUUGAUCUGUUAUAUAGGAAUUUUUUUCAGCAUUUUUUUGGUAUUGAAAAGGUUAUAAUUGUAGCAUAGGAUUUGAAUUUCGUUUACGAUUCCAUUACAUACAAUUUUGACAGUGUAAAUGGUGCUUAGUUAAGCAUUUCAAAUUUUCAAUUGGAUUUUGAGAGUUAGUGUAAUAAA
Molecule: messenger RNA, 1177 nt
Organism: Vigna unguiculata (cowpea)
Lineage: Eukaryota; Viridiplantae; Streptophyta; Magnoliopsida; Fabales; Fabaceae
Source: RefSeq, a predicted model, not a curated record